This is a messenger RNA of Triticum dicoccoides, 1536 nucleotides long. RefSeq lists its product as uncharacterized. The coding region runs from base 143 to 799 and encodes 218 amino acids. The transcript has 6 exons. The record is from RefSeq and is a predicted model, not a curated record. Lineage: Eukaryota; Viridiplantae; Streptophyta; Magnoliopsida; Poales; Poaceae.
CACCUUGAUCCCCUCCGUAAUUUUCUCUCAUUUUGCUUUCUUCCUCUCUAAUCGGCUCCCGUGAUCGCACACUCAGCCUCGCCCGCCGCCUGCUGUCCUCGCUGCUCACAACGAGCACUUCUUACCAACGCAGCCGCCGCGGAUGCCGAUGAGCGCACGCCGCUGGCGCUGGGGACAUCGCAGUUCGGAUGCCGCCGCCGACUCACCCCAUCGUCGUGCGCCCCACCCGUCCGCUCGCGUAUUCUCAUCGAAGAAGACGACUAGAUCCUCGGCCACGCCACCGUCCUCUCCCCGUCGUCGCGCGCCUCCGCCUAUCGUUCCUCUGCAGCUUAUCCAGUCCCGACCGCCGGAGAGUCUCGCUGCUGGGCACAAGUACCUUACAGUCGCGUUGUGCUUCUCCACUGGGGCAGCGUACGUACAUCUUGGAAGUUCGUGUAGAACCCAGCGGAGUUUAGUGGCGCAUAUCAGGUGGAGUGCGCAUAGAUUGAAUUCCAUCCGCUUACAGCCUUGCUCUGGCCAGAGUGGUACUAAAAUGAAGAGUUCGGUGUUUUUCAGCCUCAACAGUACAUAUCAAAUUCAAUUGAGGGUUGGAAAUGGUCGAACUCAAUAUAGCAAACCAAAUGGAUUUCUAAAGCAAAAUUCAAUGCAACCGAGGGGGAGAAUAGCAGCUACACGGAUGUGUACACAUUCUUCUGAAUGCCAAGACCCCAUAAUUAUGCAGAUGGCUUCUGGUCUUGGGCAUGGAAGAUUAGGCAUGGAACCAUUCGGGAUAUUUCACAGUUCGCUCUGCAUAUACUGAGCCCUAAUACAGAGAAAGGUAGAAGGCUAUGUCCAAUGACAUGGUUGGCUGAUGUACUGAGCAUGCUAUUGUUAGUAAGAAAGAUGCUCCUAUUUCGGUUUCCGCCCUGUGGGCAAUAUGGAGCAGUCGGAAUAAGUACACAUGAGGCAAUUCAGUGCAAACAGUGCAUUUCAUGGAGCUUUCAUAAGAGUGUGCGCGCUUUCUAAUUCCCUGGCAAGAGUGUUGCCAGUGAAGAGCAAGCGAAGUGGUGUCCAUCGAAAGCAUGAUGAAAAUAAACAGUGAUGGUGCUCUUGAUUUUCUGGUGCGGACUGAUUGUGUGUGACCAUGAUGGAAGAUUUCAAGCAGCCGCCUGCAAAAGGCAUGAUAACAUAAUAGGUCUAUUUACCAUUGGAGCUCCUGGCAUGCGAAGAUGCCAUGUUGUUGACCCAAGAAAGAGACUAUCAUAGAGUGGUGAUUGAGACCUAUUGCCAGUUAGUUGUUCAUCUUUGGCUGGAUAGUUAGGAGGAGCUAUCAAUGGGUGCUCAGCUAAUUCAUGAAUUGCAGGCCUACAAGUCUUUGUUCCGGUGUUUGGAGCUUCUUUUCACAAAGCGAGAGAGGAAUAAAGCAGCCCAUAGAUGUACAAGUCUUCAUUUCAGAUCCAUGGUUUUUGUGUCGACAUUAUAGGCACUUGUUUGGUCUAUGGAAUAAAAAUAUGGACUUAAACAUAAAAAAUAAGAUAAAUCAUUGAUUGAACAAAA